GGCUGCCGCAGCCCUCGCGGGCUGAGCCCGGCCAUGGCCCAGCAGGAGCCGGCUGAGCCCGGGGCUGCGGCCGCCGGCCCGGAGCUGGCGGCGGGGAGCGGCCCCGUGCAGAUCCGAGUGGCCGUCCAGGCAGCCGCGGAGGAGGAAGAGCGGGAGGAGGAGGAGGACGACGACGAGGAGGAGGAGAGGGGCGGCGGAGCGCUGUGCCCCAGCUGCAGCGAGGAGGACUCGGGGCGGUGCGGGCGCUCCAGUGGUGGGGAAAACGAUGACGACUCUGAGCAGAACUGGAAACCACCAGAAAAUGACCUGAUCCAGAAAUUAAUAGCACAGAUUGAAUAUUACUUCUCAGAUGAGAACCUUGAGAAAGACACCUUCCUCCUGAAGCACGUGAGAAGAAAUAAGAUGGGCUAUGUCAGUGUUAAACUCCUCACUUCUUUUAAGAAGGUGAAACACCUUACCCGUGACUGGAGAACCACGGCCUACGCACUGAAGUACUCGGACACUCUUGAGCUCAACGGUGACAACAAAAAGGUUCGAAGGAAGACUCCAGUUCCACUGUUUCCAAGUGAAAACGUCCCUACCAGGAUGCUGCUGGUGUAUGACAUCCACAUGAUUUCUGAGCUGCAGGCUCUUAAUAAGCAAGAAAAUGGAUGCAUGCAAGAAAGGAUAAUGGAGCAUCUCCUCAAAGCCUUUGUAACUUUUGGUGUCAUUUCAUCAGUUCGUAUUCUCAAGCCUGGCAGGGACCUACCACCUGAUAUCAGGAGGGUCAGCAACCGGUACACCCAGCUGGGAACUCAGGAAUGUGCAAUUAUAGAAUUUGAAGAAGUAGAUGCUGCCAUACGUGCUCAUGAUUCAAUGUGCACCCAAAAGAAAGAGACCGGCAUGAAAGUUGUCCUCAUAGGAAUGAAACCGCCAAAGAAAAAAGUUCCCAAAGACAAGAACCACGAUGAAGAUUCCAGCAAGAGUCUUAAGAAGACUCGAUCCCUUAAUAAGAGAGUGGAGGAACUUCAGUUUGUUGGUGAUGAAUCUUCAGCAAACAGCUCUUCUGACCCAGAGAGCAAUCCCACAUCCCCCCUGGCAGGGCGCAAACGUACUGCAGCAAACACUGCGAGUAAUUUGAGCCCCAUCGUUCAUCCAAAUAACCAUUUGAGUCCUAAUGUGUCACCCAGAUCAAGUCCUUGGAACAGUCCAUCUUCACUGAGGAAAGUAACAAAAAAAUCUCCGCUGGCUGAAGACAGUAAGCUUAACCCAAGCACUAGCCCUGAAAUUCCAAGGAAAUGUACAGAUUAUUCCUCGGAUAGCAGCAUCACCCCUUCUGGGAGCCCCUGGGUACAGAGAAGGAAAGCCCAAACUCUCACACAGGAGAAGAGUUCCAGCAGCAGUCCCAUGUUGGUUAGGAAAAUACAAAAUGCAGACGGUCUCCCUGUAGGGGUACUGAGGCUGCCUAAAGGUCCUGAUGGCACCAAGGGCUUCCACAACGGCUGUGAAAGAAGGAAGGCUAUGAAGAAACAGGUGAGGUUGGAAGGCAUCUCUGGAGAUUGCCCAGGCCACCUCCUUUUCUCAAGCUACAAGAAGUCACUGAGCGGUUUGAGCAUCUGUGAAGACAGAGACUUCCCUGCCUGUUUGGGUGAUGUGUUUCCAUGUUCAACCACCCACACAGUACAAAAGUGUUUCUUUACAAUUCAGGUGCAAUUUCUAUGUUCCAGUUUGUGCCCCUUUUCCUGUUACUUGGUAUUGCUGAGAAGGGCCUAGUUCCGUGUUCUUUACUGCUUCCCAUCGGGUAUUUAAAAACACUGAUGAGAUCUGGCCCCAGAGCCCUCUCCUCUCCAGUCUGACCUGCUCUCUAGGCCUCACAGGAUGGACGUGCCAGCCUUUUAAUCAGCUGAGUUGCUUUGUUAGUGCACUGCCCUUACCUGCAUCCAUUCCUUUAAUGCAUUAUUUUGAAAUGCCUAAACAUCCAAACAGACCUAUAAAUCAUUCAUGUACUACAUCAUUUGCAGAGCUGGGAUCCUGAAGAGCAGUGUGUAAAUACUUACAGUUUAGUGGCUGUAUUAUGAGAAGGGUGGUAUGUUACCAGUCUCAUCAUAGGGAGUUGGAGUUUUGAAGACUUUCUGUGUUUGCCUCAAAAGGAACUGAGAAAGUUAUGCCACAGCGAGCAGUUGUUCUCAUGUACAUUGCCAAAGCAGUAUUUUUUAGUAGGACCAGUGUGUAUUUUCAUGUGAUGUGAGUAAAGACUGAGCAUUGGAGACUGCUCUGUAAGUGUUCUCUCAUAUAAUCAGAUGGAAAUAAAAAUACUAACUCAGUCUAGAUCUAUUUUGUUUACUUUAAAAAUAAGUUGAGUUGCACCUGAAUAGAUAACUUAAACCUCAUCUUAUACCAUGUAAUCCUACUAGUAGUUACUCAAAAUUUCCAUUGCAUUCAAGGAAAAAAAAGUCCUCUGCCUCACUACUGAUGGUUAAUUCUGUGGUGAUGCUUCACUGUGACUGUGUGUCACAGUAUUUUUAUAUAAUAUUAUAAACUAAACAGUGGUCAGUGCUAACUCAGGAUUUAACAAGCAGGCUCAGCAAGAAGUGCUUAAAUUAAAAUUAACUAUAAUCCUACCUGAAGCCAAAGAGGGAAACUGCAGUUUUACUUACAAAAGUUAAACUCUGGAAAACUAGCCCAGAGACAGUAAGAGGGUUUCAGGUUCUAACGAAGAGCUUGGGAACUGUGCACGACAAAGGUCUCAUCAGAUGGUGAUUCCUCAUUCCCAAAGUCCACAUCCUGUCCAAUUUCCUAAGCAUAACACUUCUGCAGUGUAAAUAACCUCAGUAACAGAGUCAUAUGUACAGAAGUCCUGAUUCUGAUUCUUCAGCCACCCACAUAGAUUCCUGGUUCUUUUACUGCACACAAAUGGAAUCCUCCAAGUUACCUCCUGACUCCCAUUACCAAGACAUUAUAAAUACUACUGAACACAAAGUGGUGUUUUCUAAAAUCACCAGCACACCUGCAAACAUCUGAGUGACAAGGUAAGUCUUCAGAAGAGGGAUUCCAGAACUCCAGGUUACAUACAACUGCACUGGUUCAGUCCAAAUGCUUGUGUCAUGGAUAAUCAGGGAAGUUGGUUGUUUUUUUUAAUUAUAAAACUGUGCAGCAUCCAUGUGCCAUCGUGUACCAAACUACCUGGGGGCAGCACUAAAGCUGAUGCAAGGCAGUAUCGUGAAGACACACAGAAGUAAAUCAAAUGGAAAUACUGGGAAUUAUACGUAAUAAAAGUCUGUAAGAUAUUGCAUACUUGCAGAAAAACAAGGAAGUUGAAAACAUCAGCAUAUACCUGGGCUAUGCUCUCGGAAUUAACACUUCUACAUGUCACAUUCCACAUGAAAACCUUAAAAAUCCAAUUUACUUCCAUAUAACACCAACAGUUUGGAACUAAAAGUCUCGGACACUAAUGAGGAGUCUUAUUUUGCUUUAGAAAAUUUUACACAUGAUACAAUGAACACUGAGGAUGACUCCUUAGUAAAUAAAUAGGAAGUCUACAGUUUUUCUUCAAUAAUAAAUCAAAUUCUGUGUUACUGAAGAGUUAUUAGAAGGCCAUGAACUAUGAAAUACUAUAAACUUAAAGAGAAUGCCAUCUUAUUUGAGAUGACUAACGUAUACUUAACUAUAAAAUUCCAGAAAGCUGCUCCACCUUAGAGAGCUUUCAAUAAGAAAGAAAAAAUACACUUAUCAUGGUAAUUAUUUUUUCUAACAGAAAAUACAGACAAACGUGAUCAAACAGCAACUGAUAAAUGUGACCAGUGAAACUACUUGGAAAGUAAUUUAAAGUACUGCCUAUAGAGAAAAAGUUAACAUAUGGUCUUAUUCUGGUUCAGAUAAUAAACCCACAGCUCUGCUCCACACAAUUUCCCUGCAUCUCCAAAAGGGAGACGUUUUCUGCUUGGAAAACAUUCUGUGGAAACCUCCAGUAGACACACAGACACACCAACUUCUUUGCCAUCCUCCUCCCCAACCUUACUGCCACUUAGGAGCCAGAGCUACGUUAUGCUGACUGUAUUAUGAACAGCUUUUGUAUCAUUAGACACACAUUCAGUAUUCCUCAUGGAGCCCAGAACAUUUGAUGUUUAAUUAAUCAGUGUAAAAGGACUGUUGAUAGGGAACACCUUCUCUCCAGAUACUUCCUGCACUAGCCAGCAGUGCCCAGUGUUGGAUACUGCAGCACGUGCCUGUUCAGAGCCAUUCUGAACCCUCAGCACCAAAACACACACGCCAAGUGCACAGAGAGGGCACAGUGAACCCUGUGGCUGCCCGAGGCAGGGAGCCCUGGCUGCAGUUUUGUGGCUGGCAGGCAGCUCGUCUGCUCCAGGGACUCGCCCCCAGGGAAUCCUGCUUCUCCUCUGUAGAGCUCAAACACACACAUCCACACCUCACAUCCACACCUCGAAGGGGUGCUUUCAAAAACACGGAGGUUGAGGAUAUUUUUAUUGCCUUUUUUUUUUU
Molecule: messenger RNA, 4479 nt
Organism: Chiroxiphia lanceolata (lance-tailed manakin)
Lineage: Eukaryota; Metazoa; Chordata; Aves; Passeriformes; Pipridae
Gene: LARP6
Product: La ribonucleoprotein 6, translational regulator
Exons: 4
Coding region: 34-1752 (572 amino acids)
Biological process (GO): RNA processing
Cellular component (GO): nucleus
Molecular function (GO): mRNA binding
Source: RefSeq, a predicted model, not a curated record